Molecule: messenger RNA, 1275 nt
Organism: Trichobilharzia regenti
Lineage: Eukaryota; Metazoa; Platyhelminthes; Trematoda; Strigeidida; Schistosomatidae
Source: the annotation of a GenBank genome assembly
AUGAAUAUAGCAACGAAUGCAAAUUAUCAUUAUGGUUAUGAUCAAGAAGCAGAUACUGUUAAGGCAGUAACAGUUUCACCGAAAAAGGACAGACCACCUUCUCCACAUCCAAUUCAAUCAACACUGAGUGACCAUUGUCAUGAAAACUUCACUGGUGGUUCAAAAGUUGAUCUGAAAGCAAGAAAAAAACUAAUUAUGGCUAGUAUUUUAUGCUUAUUUUUCAUGACUGGGGAAAUAAUUGGAGGUGCACUGGCGCAUAGUUUGGCGAUUAUGACAGAUGCUGCCCACCUGUUAACUGAUUUUGCCAGUUUCCUAAUCAGUUUGUUAGCCUUGUUCUUGGCUGCUAGACCAACAACAAAGAAAAUGAGCUUUGGUUGGCAUCGUGCAGAGGUUGUUGGUGCAUUGGCUUCAGUUUUGUUAAUAUGGCUGGUUACUGGUAUAUUAGUCUACUUGGCUAUUAUGCGUAUUAUACAUAGUAAGUAUGAAAUCAAUGGAAAAAUUAUGCUGAUAACAUCAGCAACAGGAGUUGCAGUAAAUGUAAUUAUGCUGUUAACAUUACACGACCAUGGUCACGGUCAUAGCCAUAGCCAUGGUCAUGGACAUAGUCACAGUUCACCAUCAAGUGGGCAUACACAUUCAACUGAUAUACCAAACACUAUAAAGUCGGAAUCAACUAACUUCAAUGGAAUAUGCAAAGAGCAGAAUAAUAAUAAUAAUACUAUUGACAAUUUAUCCUCUUCAAUUGAUGUUGAACAUGGUGUAAACAAAGAACGGUAUAAAGCAAUGAAUCGUCAGAAUAUUACUGUACGUGCAGCUUUUAUUCAUGUGGUCGGUGAUCUGUUACAGAGUAUUGGAGUUAUGGUUGCUGCUAUGGUUAUUUAUUUUCAGCCAGCGUAUAAAAUUAUCGAUCCAAUCUGCACAUUCCUCUUUUCUGUACUUGUAUUGAUUACAACUAUCAAUAUACUACGUGAUGCUUUAAAUGUUCUCAUGGAAGCUACUCCACGUGGAUUGAAUUUUAAUGAAGUUAAAAAUGCGUUGAUUGAUAUCCCAGGCGUGAAAGAAACUCACAAUUUACACAUAUGGAGUUUAACAACAAACAAAAUGGCGAUUUCUGUACAUUUAGCUAUAGAACCCAACACAAAUCCACAAGAAAUACUGAAAGCAGCAAAUCGUUUAUUAAGAAAACGCUAUUUAGCGCAUGACGUAACAAUACAACUAGAGAAUUAUGUAGAUGAAAUGGCUAUUUGUCAUCAGUGUAAAGAACCUUCAAAGUGA